AUGCACAAUAACAGAGACCACUUUCCACUGCCGGACGAAUAUUUCCCAGAGAUUCACCUCACGGCAAAGGAGAUAGAGAACUAUGAGUCACAGAUGCAGGAUAUUGUCAAGACCGCAUUGACUGAGUACGAACUGCAUGAAGCAAAAGGAUUGAAUCCCGUUUACCGUCCGCCUUGGAGUCUUGUGAGCAAGGUGGAAGGUCUCACUACGAUCAAGAAGGACACACCCGACAGCUCUACGGCCAGCACAGCACGUAUCUUUGGCCGCAUAAAUGGCGACUACCGCCAAUUCAUUGACUUUUUCUACGCUGAAACAUCAGCCGAACUAUUUGCGUGGAACCAGAUCAUGUUUGGAUAUGCCACGGACGCAGCUGUGCUCAAAAACAUAUACACCGUGGCGUCCAAACAAAAGUGUUUGUACAUGGGCAUCAAGUGGACAUGUUUGAAUCCGUCGCAGCUUGUCAAGAAGCGAGACAAUUGCUACAUGGAGUAUCUUAUCUACACAAAAGAUCUACGAGGCCGUGACGUAGGCAUCCAGGUGACGAUGCCGCUGGACAUCCCUGAGUGCCCGGAGUUGCCGAAGAAGCUCAAGACAAAGCGUGUACGACUGAGCACAGUUUGGAUCUCCCGACCUGCUGACCGCAACGCCAAUGUCACCGAGUUUUUCAUGCUCUCGCACAACAAUUUCAACGGUCUAGCCGUCACCGCAAGUUCCUACAAGCGCAUGAUGAACAUUCUCAUGAGCAUGUCGGUCUUUGUAGAUUCCCGACGAAUUCUGAUGAAGGGAGUAAUGGCGCGGAAGAGUUGGGCAAAGCCUGGUUCGCGCAAAUGUUGCAGAGUGUGUUCGCGCAAGUUUGGACCGACUCGUCACCGCCAUCACUGUAGACUGUGCGGAGACCUCAUUUGCCGACGGUGUGUCAUCGUUCGUAACGCCCGUAAGGACGAGGGAGUAGACACCACGUCGAAAGCAGAGAGGACGUUCGAGAUCGUCAAGACAAAGUUUUGCGUUAUUUGUGUGACGAAGAUGCGUGAAUCUUGUAAGAACAUGUUGGUGCCGAUACCUUUACCAAGCGGCAAGUUAUCCGUUGUCGACUGCGACGAUAUCGAUUUUGCUGAUUUCCGGAACUCGACCAUCUCUGAGACUGAAUCUGAAGGCGGCCAGAAUUCUUACUUCUCCGAAACGGGAAGCAGUGAGACAUCACAAUCACUGCAAUCGUCACCAAAAUCAGCCUCGGACUUUACUUUAUUUGAUGACAAGGUGCAUUUCGUAUCAAAGCUUGAUAUGAUCAGAGACCGAUCUGUGGCCACUAUUGCGGACGCAAGAAUGACCGCCAAUGAACUUAUUGAAGAGGAAGUGGCGGAGAUUAUUGACACGACAGAUAUGAUGCCGGUCUCGUCCAUCGAUGCCUUAAAUCGAAGUGGAACCUCAUCAAAUGAAGAAGUGGAUAGCGACUGUAGCAAAACAAGCUCAGGCAGUGGCUCAAGUUGGCAUUCGCCCGGUUCCAAGAACUCCCCGCGGUCCCUUGACCAAUGUCUCGCAGAGCAGGAAGAACUACUGCGGCGCAUGAUACUCUCUGCCAGUGGAGUGCACCGUCAGAACACCGCUACAGAUCCAGGAAGUGAGAGCUUUUGCUCUACCCGUGGUGCUCAGUUGACCUGGUCGCGUCCCGAUGUAACACUCUAUGAGGGCUAG
Molecule: messenger RNA, 1692 nt
Organism: Peronospora belbahrii
Lineage: Eukaryota; Oomycota; Peronosporomycetes; Peronosporales; Peronosporaceae
Source: the annotation of a GenBank genome assembly